This is a messenger RNA of Drosophila serrata, 694 nucleotides long. RefSeq lists its product as uncharacterized. Lineage: Eukaryota; Metazoa; Arthropoda; Insecta; Diptera; Drosophilidae. The record is from RefSeq and is a predicted model, not a curated record.
AUUACGGGGGAGGCCUUCGUCCAACUGUCAGUCGAGAGAUGAAAUGUCGGGGACGGAGGCUAAAGUCGUGCUGCUGCUGUGUAGAUCUUAGAGCGGGAUGCUGCUUCCUGGCACUCUUUGAAAUGCUGACAGCGGUCCUUGGCUUUAUGGUGGGCGAAGAGAGUCGUCUUUUACUGAUCGGUCGUUCUGCCUAUUUGCUGCAUUUCAUUGGCUCAAUUUUUCUGCUAAUGAGCAGUUUCUUGCAGAUCGAACUCCUGGUGAUCAUCUAUCUAGGAACGAAUAUAUUUCACCUGAUCUUUUGCACCGUCUUUCUCAUAGACUAUGCCUUGAGUUGCCACUUUUGUGUAUUUGAAAGCAUUCCCUCCUUGGUGACAUUAGUUUCUAGCAUUUACUUUUGGAUGGUGGCAUUUGCUUACUUGCGACGCCUUCAAUGGGAACACAAUCCCGAAAAUGACGACUGAAGACUAUUAUUAUUUAUUCUAUAUCUUGUGUAUUCUUUUAGACAGUAUUUGUAUUUGAUCUAUUUACUAUUUUAUGUUUGGCCUUAAUUUCACACUAAUUUCUAAUGCCAAAAAGACAAAAACGAAAAUUGCAGACAAAAGAGCAAAGUUCAGCAAAUUGUUUGUUCAAGAAAAGAAAAAUAUUUUGUAUUCGCCUGAAGGAAAAUCAAAUGAAUUGCAGCCAAUCAGAAUUG